Messenger RNA from Lytechinus variegatus (green sea urchin), 1404 nucleotides. RefSeq names its product G-protein coupled receptor 84-like. Gene Ontology annotation, biological process: G protein-coupled receptor signaling pathway. NCBI's taxonomy places the organism in Eukaryota, Metazoa, Echinodermata, Echinoidea, Temnopleuroida, Toxopneustidae. The transcript has a single exon. Gene Ontology annotation, molecular function: G protein-coupled receptor activity. The record is from RefSeq and is a predicted model, not a curated record. Bases 1 to 1404 code for a protein of 467 amino acids. Gene Ontology annotation, cellular component: membrane.
AUGGAUGAACUCAAGUCGGGAGCCACUAAUACGACAAGUGGUAACAAUGAUUUCAUGUUCGAAAGUUACCCGCAGCGGGUCGUCAUCGCAUUCAUUCUUUGUCUCAUUACAGUCGUCGGCAUCGUAGGGAACAUCCACGUCAUACUCGCUGUCCUGCUCUGUCGAAAGCUGAGGUCAUCCACUAAUUGGCUAAUUGUCAAUCUCGGCAUGGCUGACCUCCUAACCUGCCUAUUCCUCCCGUUCAAUGUUGUAGCGAUGGUGAGCAAAGACGGAUGGCCGUUCGCAGAAUGGAUCUGCGCAAUGACUGGAGUCGUGACGUUGACCUGUCUUGGAGCUAGCAUCAUAAGCCUUGUCCUCAUCGCUCACAACAGGUGGACUCUCCUCACAAAGCCUAGACAUACAUUUUACCGUAUCUAUUCCAGUCGUAACCUCAUUGGCAUGGCGAUAGUUUCUUGGAUGUACCCAUUGUUGCUUGUCAUAAUUCCAUCAAUGGCAGGGCUCGCGAAAUGGGGAUAUUCAGAAAACUACAAGACAUGCCUUCAGGACACCACCUUGUCAAACUCCAUUUUUUACAGCAUUAUAGGUUUGGUAGGCUGUAUCAUCCCAGCAGCUGUUGCUAUCGUAAUUAUCUACAUACUUGUCUACCAAUUCGUUUCGCGCCAUAAUAAAGCAUUGGGGAGAAUGUUGACUGACGACUCGAGAGACGUUAGGACUUCCUGUAUGGGUGUGGACAGCAGUUGGACAGACUCUCAGGGUCACCAGAAGAGCGUAGACCUGUCUGGACCAAGAUCAACUUCAGUGAACUCGGUCACAGCUGGAGAUACCACUCGCUCUACACUUCGGACUAUGCCUAUCAGCAAUGUAGGAGAAGCAACUAACCAGGACAUUUCAGUGGACCACGAGCUAGCAGAAAGAAAUGUUGCCAAAAGACAAAUGGAAUUGCAACUUCCCAUCAGGCUUAGUGGAGACCUACUUGGUAACAGAGAAUGGUCGAUGGUGACAUCCCAGGUUGAGAAUCGAGCACCAGGGAACGAAUUAAGCGAGAUUAAUCGAGAAAUUUCAGCAUCCAAUCCUACAAAAACCCCUGCUUCUGCUGUUGAUUCGAGAAGUUCACCGAAGAUUUCGCGCCACCACAUCAACGUCACAAAACGUCUGUCCUCGUUGGUGAUUUGUUUCUUUAUUUGUUUCCUACCGUUCGGGAUCUGCUUGAUCGUACCUACCAGUGAUCCUGUGGUUCCAUGGGGACAUCUCCUCUUUAUGGUCAAUAGCUGCAUCAACCCUUUUAUCUAUGCAGGAACCAUGCCGAUAUUUAGGAAGGUGAUGAUAUCUAUAGUACGUUGCAGGUUUCAUAGCAUUCCUGAUCAUGUAGAUUUUGUUCGGUUUUGCCGUAGUCAUGAUGGAUAG